UCAACCCCUUGGCGCCUCCUGGCCCUUUAAGGGUUUCAGAAGCCGGGAGGCGGGGCGGGUUUUAGGGUCAUGUGACUCGUCGUCACGACGGUCACAUGAUCAGGAAAGGUCCUGAUCGAAAGAGGAGAUUGGGACCUUUCCGUGAGUACCGGACAUGUGUGCUGGGAGUGCGCAGGGCACGCGCUCUCAGCACAUAUGUUUUUCUUAAUUGCACGCAAAUGUGUGGCCACUCGGCAUCAAGGCCCAGACGCCGGGAGGCCGCACAUUUGCGUGUGGCUGGCGCGAAGAGGUUAAAGCAGCUU
Molecule: messenger RNA, 302 nt
Organism: Staurois parvus
Lineage: Eukaryota; Metazoa; Chordata; Amphibia; Anura; Ranidae
Source: the annotation of a GenBank genome assembly